GGUUUGACUUAAGAGUAAUAAAUGGCAAUGUUGCAACUGGUGAAGAGUCCAGGAACUAUUGCCUUCUUUGAUACUCUGAAUUACGCUUUGCAGCGAAGAAACGAUGUGGCUUGGCAGCAAAGGGCCCUCUGGGUUCUCACCUAGUUCAACAGCAGAGAAAGUCACCCAAGGAAUAGAUGGAACUGGUCUCGCUGCCAUUGUUACUGGAGCAUCGAGUGGUAUUGGGGCUGAGACAGCGCGUGUUCUUGCAUUGCGUGGAGUUCAUGUUGUUAUGGGGGUGAGGAACAUGGCUGAUGGAAGGAAUGUUAAAGAAGCAAUCAUGAAGGAAGUGCCUACUGCUAAAGUGGAUGUGAUGGAAUUGGAUCUCAGUUCAAUGGCAUCUGUGAGGAAAUUUGCAUCAGAUUUCCAUUCAUCGGGUCUUCCUCUGAACAUUCUUAUCAAUAAUGCAGGAGUUGUUGUUACUCCGUUCACACUUUCACAAGACAACAUAGAACUACAUUUUGCAACAAACCACAUAGGCCAUUUUCUUUUGACAAAUCUUUUGUUGGAGACAAUGAAAAGUACAGCACAUGAAAGUAAGAAUGAGGGAAGAAUUGUUUGUGUUUCAUCAUAUGGUCACCGGAGUACAUAUCCCGAAGGAAUUCGUUUUGAUGGAAUCAAUGAUAAAUCAGGGUAUGAAACUUGGCGCGCAUAUGGCCAAUCAAAGCUUGCGAACAUAUUGCAUGCUAAUGAACUUAAUCAGCAUCUAAAGGAAGAGGGGGUUGACAUAACUGUGAAUUCACUUCAUCCAGGAGCUAUCAUGACCAAUAUUCUACGCGAUAACAGCCUUUUAAAUGGAAACAGCUUUUUAAAUGGAAUUGUUCGUUCACUUGCGAAAUAUUUGCUAAAAAAUGUUCAGCAGGGUGCUGCAACCACUUGCUAUGUGGCUAUGCAUCCACAAGUCAAGGGGGUCGGUGGUGAGUACUUUGCUGAUAGUAACCUAGCUAAAUCCACUUCACAAGCUAAGGACAUGGAGUUGGCAAAGAAGCUAUGGGAAUUCAGCAUGAGUUUGAUUGGUUGAUGUACCUUUACCUCAUAGACAUUCCAUUCUUGAUUGGAUUUGGAAGAUAAUAUUUUGUGAUUUAUGAUCUAGAAAAAUUAUGUUUAUUUUGUACUUGUUACAUCAGUUAGUUGUGCGG
Messenger RNA from Telopea speciosissima, 1178 nucleotides. Its product is annotated as short-chain dehydrogenase TIC 32, chloroplastic-like. Lineage: Eukaryota; Viridiplantae; Streptophyta; Magnoliopsida; Proteales; Proteaceae. The record is from RefSeq and is a predicted model, not a curated record. The transcript is spliced from 8 exons. Bases 104 to 1060 code for a protein of 318 amino acids.